Molecule: messenger RNA, 1052 nt
Organism: Spea bombifrons (plains spadefoot toad)
Lineage: Eukaryota; Metazoa; Chordata; Amphibia; Anura; Pelobatidae
Gene: OVOL1
Product: ovo like transcriptional repressor 1
Exons: 4
Coding region: 303-1043 (246 amino acids)
Biological process (GO): regulation of transcription by RNA polymerase II; epidermal cell differentiation
Cellular component (GO): nucleus
Molecular function (GO): DNA-binding transcription factor activity, RNA polymerase II-specific; RNA polymerase II cis-regulatory region sequence-specific DNA binding
Source: RefSeq, a predicted model, not a curated record
GAACCUUUAUAUGAUUUUAUAAAAAAAUAUGUACUUUUGGAUCUCCAAUAGGCCUCCCGCAGCUCUGAUGAAAUUGUUUCACAUCAAUGUUCUAGUUCUUCAAAUAGUUGUUAAAAUGAGUAUAAAUUAGAUAUUUUUUGGUCAGAUUUUUGGUGUUAGGUUUAAAUAUAGUGGAAGGCAAUCAAUUUUGAAUUGACAUUUUUUUUUAUAAAUAUGACUUUGUAUGGACUCUAAAAAGUUUAAAGCAAACAACCUGUCAGAGCAAUUAACGGAUACAAUUGCGCAAAGCGAAGAUACUCAACAUGCCCAGGGCAUUUCUGGUGAAGAAGUCAUGUUUGGGAUCAGGAAAGAGAAACUGGGGAGAAGUAUCGGAUGAAGAUAGAGGAGACAUGUUCAUACCAGUGACAGUGGGGUAUGUGUCUCCGGUAGAACCACCUUCACAUGACCACGAGGAAGCUCUUGAUCUGUCAUUACAUCAUCUACGCUGUGCAACAGGGACCCCUUCAUACCAUGUGACAGAUCGCGGGAAGGUCCAGGGCCAUGCAGUUCAGGACCAAGACCAGUCUCUUCAGGCUGAACAAAGGAUGCUGUUCCGUUGUGCUCUCUGUGACAAGACCUUCUCCUACCAGAGGAUGCUAAACCGCCACAUGAAAUGUCACAACGAGGUCAAAAGACAUCAGUGUGAACACUGCGGGAAAGGAUUCAAUGACACCUUUGACCUAAAGAGGCAUGUGCGCACUCAUACAGGUGUUCGUCCGUACAAAUGCCAUCUCUGUGACAAAGCUUUCACUCAGCGCUGCUCACUUGAGUCCCAUUUGAAGAAGAUACAUGGAGUACAGCAGCACUACGCCUAUAAAGAGCGGAGAACCAAGCUUUAUGUGUGUGAGGACUGUGGGUUUACUGCUGACAGCCAAGAGAGCCACAUCCAUCAUCUUCAAGACCAGCACCCUAACAGUCCCCUAAUUCAGCGUGCUACCAAAAAACUGACUGCUGCCCUGCAGAGCACCGUCAGCUCCCUGCUACAAGGUGGACAUCUCAUCUGACACUGGUUU